Blastomyces gilchristii SLH14081 is the source of this 3032-nucleotide messenger RNA. RefSeq lists its product as uncharacterized. The record is from RefSeq and is a predicted model, not a curated record. The transcript has a single exon. Gene Ontology annotation, cellular component: catalytic step 2 spliceosome. Bases 14 to 1243 code for a protein of 409 amino acids. Lineage: Eukaryota; Fungi; Ascomycota; Eurotiomycetes; Onygenales; Ajellomycetaceae.
AUCGACGGUUUCGAUGGCUACUUCGACGAGGAGUGAGGAUGGGGUGGUGGAUGUGCGGAAUAUGAGCCUGUCGACGUUCCAGACGAAGUAUACCAGUGAAGACAACGAGUCGUUCUAUAAGUUGCUCGAUCGGCAGAAUGUGAAGAAGCGGCAGAAGUAUGCGUGGAUGUGGAAUGGGAAUAAGAUUUUGGCGCCGAGGCAGAUUGCGUUUCGGAAGCGGGAGGCGGAGAGGAUGGGGAGGCUUGCUCUUCCUUCCUCCUCCUCCUCGUCCUCCUCCUCCUCUUCUUCCAGUUCUUCUAUAGCGCUGUCGAUUUCGGCUUCGGCGUCGGUUGCGGUUUCGGAAGGUGAAGGUCCGACGACUACUACUACGAAUAAUAAUAAUAACAAUAAUAAUGAUAACAAACAACUCCAACCCAUCACAACCGAUCAAGAUGCCCGCCCCGCCCAACCGGACGCAUGGGCCUACAAGCCCGAAAACUCCCUCAUGUUCGUCCCAUCCUCCAUCGAAGACACGCACGAAACCGUCGCGCAGAAGGCGGAAGCCACAUCCCGCGCCGCUCCCAAACGCGUCAUAUACAGCAACACCCGCGUCCAACCCAUCCCACCACCACACCCGGACCCCAACACCAGGAAGGACGACAGCAGCAUACCCCCCUCCCCCUCCCUCUCCGCCAUCCGCGACGCCAUCGCCGGCCGCCCGCGCCCCGCCGGCUCCGAACCAGGAUACACAGGCGGCGAAACGCCCCGCGUCAACGGCUACGCCUUCGUCGACGAAGACGAGCCAGCACCCGCACAGCCCGGCGAAGACGGCCACGACGAAGCCUACCACCUCUCCCUCCUCAAAAUGAACAUCGACACCUCCCCCUCCGCAACCCCGAACCCCUUCACCAUCCGCGAGAACCGUCGCCGCGAACGCCUGCACCACCGCAUGGUCGAGCGCGUCGCGACGAACAAGCGCGCGGAGCGCGCGGGGAGGGAUGGCCGCACGCCUGUGCCGAAGUUUCCGAGCAGUCCUAUGAUUGCGUUUGGGAGGACGCCUGGGGGUGGUGGCAUUGGUGCUGGUGCUGGUGCUGGUGGGAGAACGCCUGGUGGGGGGAAGGGGUUGAGUAAAGCGUCGCUGACGCCGGCGGCGCAGAGGCUGUGGGCGUCUGUGGGGAGUACGCCGGGGCGGCGGCGGGGGGUGGGGGUUGAGGAAGCGUCGAGGGAGAUGUGGACGCCUAGGGUGACGCCGAGGAAGAAGUAGGGUAGAUUUUUUUUUGGGGGGGGGGGGUGGAGGUGGAGUGGAGGCGUUGGAAGUAGGUCUGGGUUCGAAUAGGUUGGGGGAUAUGAGGUUGUUGUUAAUCAACAUCAUUCUACAUUUCUGUGCUUUUGGUAUCCCGAUGUUUUGCUCUAUAUACAUCUCUACAGCGUAUUCAUAUUAGAAAUUAUUCGCAGGUGGAACUUUAUAUGUUUGAACUGUUCCUGCUUGGGGUAGUAGGCUGGAGUUUAAUAAGGACCAUGAAAUAUUGAUUAUAACGAACGUUGUUGAGUAAAAAUAUGUGGUAGCUAGCUAGCUACUUUCGGUGAAGUAAGUAAUUGGUCUAUUACAGAAGUGUAUUGUUGGUGUAACCAAGGUGCUACUAUCCUGUUCAUGAGAGGGAAAACAGAGAACCGAGAUAUGGAAAAGAGCGAACCCCCGGAGCCUUCUGCAACCAUAGAAUGAUUUUAAAUGGAUGUAGAUGAUAGAAGGGGAUCAAGGUAAACAGCAUUGCCGGGGUAUGAAUAUUUCGCAAUACCACACCGGUUUUCAAACAAAAGUGCCGAAAAAAUGGUGGGACGAUGAGCUUUGUGGAAAGCCCGGCGAUCUUAGACAAGCCAUUAAUUAUACUAUCAGGCAACCCAUUGCCCCGUUCCCUCAAUGACUUACAUACCCCCCCUCUUAUCUGUGAUCGAUAAUACACACCUCCAUGCCUACCAGUUUCGGCCAAAAGAGAUAAGAAAUAGAAUCGCUAAAGCUAACGCGAGAGAGAAAGAAAGAGUGAGCAAGAAAACGCAAAAUGUAGAAUCUAUAACAUCCAAAACGCCAUCCAAAAGCCCGCAACUCCACCGAGUACAAGCAUGAACCCACCCCCAGCAACCCCACCGGCCCCGUUCAAGAAAUACACCGCCCCAAAAUAACUACACGUAACAUCGCCAUUGGGACUUUUCAUCCCGUAAGAGUCAUUCAACCACCGGCCCGUCGGACACGAAAACCUUAGCGCGGCAGGACAGCUUUGCACGAGCUCAUAGCAGAGGUCCUGGCAGGGCAAGACCUCUUUAUACGGACCCGGUUUAAUCUCCUUGUCGAUGAGCGCGUUGCGCGACGAGUUUGAGAGCACCAUUUGGCGCAGCGGGCUGUCGAGGGCGAUGGCGGUGUUGUUGGGGAAGGCCUGGGCGGUGUUGCGCGGGCGGAGGAAGGGGAGGGUGCUGGAGUAGUCGGCGCAGCGGGGGAUUGUGACGGCGCAGAGCCACUGUUUGUAAGCGGCGGCGCAGUCAGUGCAGUUGCGGGCGAGGGAGUAGAGGGAUGUGUCGGAGGUGUUGCAGGGGAUUUGGGCGAGGGAGCGGGAGAAGUUUUUGUAGAGGUUGCGGGCGUGGGUGUCAUAGAUCUUGGCGAGGUCCGUGCGGCUUAUGGAUGGGUUGGAGGGGACGGCGUAUGCUACUUCUGAGCAGAAUUCGAGGUCGUGUAGGAUGGCGCAGUUGUUUUCUGUUUGGUGGAUAUAUGGGCGUUAGUAUAUCGUGACCAUAUAUGUCAGGGAGCAAUACUCCACACGGAUCCAUCCCAUCUUUAUAGGGGUUAAAAAUCAUGCGUACCUGCCUUGGUGGUAAAGUUCGUGGGUUUCCAAACCUUGCCGCCGCCGCCAACUACUCCACUGCCAGAAUCAGUGGAGUUGCCCUCUAUUGCUAGAAACCCGUAAUAGGAUGAACUACUAUUUAGGCCUCGGAUAUAGAACUGUUCUUUUGGUUUGUGCUUGGGGCCCCUGUUGGUCAUGCUGACCUGUACAUUAUCCCCGUCC